Molecule: messenger RNA, 2568 nt
Organism: Juglans regia (Persian walnut)
Lineage: Eukaryota; Viridiplantae; Streptophyta; Magnoliopsida; Fagales; Juglandaceae
Product: PHD finger protein EHD3-like
Exons: 7
Coding region: 166-2013 (615 amino acids)
Source: RefSeq, a predicted model, not a curated record
UUUUGGAUCAGAGCACCGGCAGUCGGAAGAGCCACGGCAGAGUCCCAACGCCACCAAUUUCUUAUAUUUUGGGGUUCCCAUUUUUUCUCAUUAGGGAUUCCAGAAAAGCAAAAACAUUAUCUCAUUAGGGCUUCAAGAAUCAAAAUUCCACUCAGUACUGAGGGAAUGGGUGAUGAAGAGGGAACUGGUACCGGCGAUGGAACAUACUGCACUGAGGGCUUGAAGAGUGAAGCCGUGAAUAAUGGGUCUGCAAUUGGAAAUGGGAAUGAUGGUGGUCAGUGGAACUCUGGUGGAAGCAAGAGCUUCAAAACUUACAAGAGGCGGAAGCAUGUGAGAUCAAGUUCAGAUGGCAAAGCUCAGCAAGACUGGAGAGUUUGUGCAGAAGCUGCAAGUCAGUUAACGGAACAGACUCUGAAGGAACCUGGUCACACAGUUAUAGAAAAGAACUCUAUUGAAGAAGUCCAUGUUCCUAUGGAUGGUUCAGAUGACUGUUUACAGAGGCACUGGAGAAAUGUUAUACUGGAGCACAUGCAUCGGUCAUCUAGUGUUGAUGAAAGUUUUAUACGGGGGUGCAUUUGGAAGGCACUUGUAUUUAAUCAUGGAACUGAUGGUACGAUGGUGGUUAAGGAAUCUGGCCAUUGUGAUGAAGACAGGCGUGAAGCUUCACAAACAGGGUGCAUGCCGAAUGGAUCCCAGAAAGCAGCUAAUGGGCAUGCAGGUGCUUUAUCUAGUGGAUGUUUAAAUGAAUCUGAUCACAAUAACAAUACUGAGAAGUGUCAGCGUGCUACGUUUAAUAUUUUAAUUUCGGACAAGUUCACCUCAUUGUGCAAGCUGCUGUUUGAGAAUUUCCAAGGAAUCAAGGCUGACUUUUUUGACUUUAGUGUCAUAAACUUGAGGAUGAAAGAGGGAGCUUAUGAACGUUCACCUGUCCUUUUCUCUUCAGAUAUUCAACAGGUAUGGCGAAAGCUUCAAGAGAUUGGAAGUGAGUUUGUUUCUCUUGCAAAGAGCCUUUCAGACAUGUCAAGUACUGCCUAUCAUGAGCAGGUGGGAGGACGAAUACACAGCACAUAUGAAGAUGGUGAACACGAGUUUCUUCCCCGGGAAUCAGACUCUCUGAUUAAACCAGUGCAAACAGAAGAUUGUGGUGUGUUCAAAGUUUGCACUUGCAGGCAAUGCGGAGGCAAGGCAGAUGGUAGGGAUUAUUUAUUAUGUGAUUCAUGUGAGGAGAUGUACCAUGUCUCCUGCAUCGAACCUGCCAUCAAAGAGAUUCCCCCUAAAAGCUGGUACUGUGCCGUUUGCGCUGCAAGUAGAAUCGCGUCACCCCAUCAAAAUUGUGAAGUGUGUGAUAGGCUUAUUGCUCCUAAGUCCUUAAGUAAUGGAGGUGAUGAUGAAACUUCUGCUAUAAAUGAAGAAACUUCUAUUGACAUCGAAGAAAACUCAAAUUGUGGUAUGGACGAUGGGCUUCAACCAUCAAAAGGUGGAAAAAACUCUUUAUGCUGUAAAAUUUGUGGAAAUGAGGUAGAAGAUGGUGAAAAGUUGAAGGCUUGUGGUCACAGCUUUUGCCCAAAUAAAUACUACCAUGCUAGGUGCCUGACAACUAAGCAAUUAAAAUCAUAUGGCUCCCGUUGGUACUGCCCUUCUUGUCUGUGCAGGGUUUGCCUCGCUGAUCAAGAUGAUGAUAAGAUCAUUUUAUGUGAUGGCUGUGAUCAUGCAUACCACAUCUAUUGCAUGAAACCACCGCGUACAUCAAUUCCAAGAGGGAAAUGGUUCUGCAGAAAAUGUAAUGCAGGGAUCCAGGCAAUACGCAGAGCGAAAAGAGCAUACGAGACUAAAGAAAUUAAACAUAGAAAGAAAGGUGUAGGGGGGUUUAUGCCAGUUGAAAAUCUUGAAAAGAGAUGGAAUGAUAAAGGAGAAGAGGCAUCAGAAAAAGGUGGAGGGAUGGACAUGCUUUUAACUGCAGCAAAGACACUAAAGUUUGAAGAGAAUUUGGGUGCCAUUGAGAUCGGGCUAUAGAAAUCAUGAAUUUUUUGGGGACGUAAAGUCAAUAGUUUUUGGCAAGUAUUGAUUUUAAUUUUACUUGUAUCUCCCAAUGCCAAGAAUUUUAUUUUCACUACAUUUUUAAAUUGACUGGUAUGUGUAGGUUGUGGAAUGUUAGAUCUUGCUGACUUUUGGCUGCUUAAACUGGGGAAAAUAUGAUUCUGAAGGUUGUAUAUUACUGGUCAGCAGAGCCAGAAACUGUAUUUGUAGCUUGAAUCUGCCGAAAUGAACAGAAACAAGAUACCAUUUAGGCCUAAAGUGAUUGUUCUGAGAGCCACUGUUUAAUUUGUUGCUUUGUAUUUGUGUACAUAAAAAGAAAUCCCAAGAACAGUUCUUGAUGAUUGAAGUAGGGGAUAUGGUUCUUUUGUCAUAUUUGAAUCUGUUGUAUUUGAAAUCUUCAGUAUGCCUUGGGAGUUAGGAUAUUGGUCAUUGGAUAAUUUUCUGACUUUUUAAGUCUAAUGUAUAUGAUAUUUAGGUUUACUCCUAGAAUUUGGAGUUGUAAUAUUAUUGUGAAUGUAUUAUGUUACAAUU